AUGGCAAAACCGGCUGAUGUGCUGAUCCCAUCAGGCGGCCUCUUCGCUUCCCUGUGCGUCAGUGGAAGAUUGGUAACCGCCCCAGCCAGAGAGGCCGUGCGUGCGGUCCUACGCCAGGACGCGACGCAGCAGUGGAAGCAGCGGCGAGUACAGGGCAAACUAGCCAGCAUGUCGGAAGAUAUUUAUCUGCCAUGCCUGCAGCCCCGGUUGUUCACCAACAUCACUCCAGAUCCAAGCUGGCGACAUCUGUGUCUGCCUGCCGAUGGUGAAUCGAUAGACCUGUCGGGAUUCAUGCACCGGUGCCUGCGGGCAAUCGGCGGGGGAUGGACAGAGAUGCUGCAUUCGAACAGUCAGGCAAACAGCACUGCCAUUGACUACGCGCAGCAGAACAAUCAACCAGCGCCAGGUGACGGCCUCAGACAGGCAGGCCUCCGCUGGAGGAACGAGCUCAACAAUGUGGUUCCAAUACCUCCUGGAAUCGAGCGGCGCUGGCCACGUCUGGCAGCCUGGAGGUGGCUGGUAGCGCAUCCGGACAGAGAGGCCGAGCUCAAUGUGGACGUCAACGGGAGCAGCGCGCACAGCACAAAUGCUGAGAAGCCAUGGGAGAUGGGAUACCGAGGCAUGAUGGUGCGAUCGCUCGGAUUGGCCUUGAGAGGAACCGGCACCUUGGAGGCACCGGAACCUGAAGAAUUUGCCGUGCUGAGUCAACCCGACCGCACUCAUGCAGAGGCACGCAUCAGACAGUCUCGGGCAGCAGCUCAACACAGGACAGCGCGCGUAACCAGCCUGUUGCUAUUGGGUCUCCGCCGGGCAAGGGCAGAAUACCUGAAGCGUGCGCAAGCAUGCGUGGAGCUCAUGCAAUUAGCACUCCCACAGCCUCCACCUGCUGAGCCGGUGGAGGAAGCCGAGGAACUCCACCAUGCAAGGCCCGCAGGACCGCGGACGCCCCUCGCGGACUGGAUGGAUGGCCCAGGUGCGGGGGUCCUGCGCGAGCUCAGAUGGCAUGCCCCGACCUCGUCAGUGGCUGUGGCUCGGAUCCGUGUGGCAUGGCCAGGUCGUAGCCCCAGUGAAACAACGACACUGCGGGCCCUCUGGUCACGAGGAGUGCCCACCACAGAGCACGGCAGCCUUCAGUGGGGCACCGACGGCCCGUCCUGGGAAGAAGUGAUGCGGGCCCUUGAAGCUGGCCCAUGUCGCUGCCAGCACUCGGAGUCUGUAGACCUGUGCUGGGAAUGGCCGUGUUAUGGUCCCAGACCAAGCAAACGGCCACAUCAGGCCCUGCCCCUGGUGUCAAGGAACCUCUGA
This is a messenger RNA of Symbiodinium sp. CCMP2592, 1305 nucleotides long. NCBI's taxonomy places the organism in Eukaryota, Dinophyceae, Suessiales, Symbiodiniaceae. The record is from the annotation of a GenBank genome assembly.